ACAAGCAAAAUAAACAAAAACGGGGAGCCUGUCAGUGUGUGACGCUGUGGUGCUACGAUGUGAUUAAUUGAAAAUACAGGAUCGAUUAGUCUGUAUUUGAUCAUCAGCCACGCUGUUUUGCUCACGUAACGUCAAACUCUACGUGUUAACAGUUCAAUCUCCACUCUGUGAUGAGCUGCUUGUGCGACAAUGGAUAGUGAUCUGAGCUCACAGGACAGGAAAGACUUGGAUAAAUUCAUCAAAUUCUUUGCCUUGAAGACAGUGCAAAUUAUAGUUCAAGCCCGGCUUGGAGAGAAGAUCAGCACUUGCUCAUCUUCAUCACCGACAGGUUCAGACUGGUUUAAUUUGGCAAUUAAAGACAUCCCAGAGGUGACUCAUGAGUCAAAAAAAGCUCUUGCUGGACAGCUGCCUGGGAUCGGCCGAUCCAUGUGUGUGGAGAUCUCCCUCAAAACCUCAGAGGGAGACUCCAUGGAGCUGGAGACGUGGUGUUUGGAAAUGAAUGAAAAGUGUGAUAAGGACAUUAAAGUGUCCUAUACAGUUUAUAAUCGGCUGUCUCUGCUGCUCAAGUCUUUGCUGGCCAUCACAAGGGUGACACCUGCUUACAAGCUUUCACGUAAACAAGGGCACGAUUAUGUCAUACUCUACAGGAUCUAUUUUGGAGAUGUCCAGCUGACAGGUCUCGGGGAAGGGUUCCAGUCAGUGCGAGUGGGUGUUGUAGGCACUCCCAUAGGCACCAUCACUUUGUCCUGUGCAUAUCGCACUAAUUUGGCCCUCAUGUCUUCAAGGCAAUUUGAGAGGACAGGCCCUAUCAUGGGUAUCAUCAUUGAUCAUUUUGUGGAGCGUCCCUUCACUAAUAUGGCACACAUGCAUCCCUGCAGUUACAGAACGCCUGGAGAAGAUGAGGGAGGGACUUAUGCAGGAAUAGAAGACUCUCAGGAGGUGUGCACCACGUCCUUUUCCACCUCCCCACCAUCACAGUGUGUGUGUACUGUAAGUCAGGCACAUUUUAAGACACCUAAGCCGGCUCUGAUGGCCACACUGAAGGUUCCCCUCAUGGGGCUUGGCGUCUCACAGCAACUGUACAGCUCUCGUCUGUCAUAUCAGACUCCGGCCCUGGGAACUGUGGAUUUGUGCCAUCCUACGGCUUUUACUGCUGGUGCACAUCCUCACCAGAUGGUUGUGCCGGGUAAAGAAGGUGGAGUCCCACAGGUGCCGGCUCAGCCUAAUCAUGGCACUGCAGCUGAGCAUUGUCGUAUCCCAUCAUGCCCCAAUGGACAGUCCCCUCAGCCGGCACAGCCCACAUCCUGUAGUAGCGAGGUGAAGACUGUGUUCUGUGAUGCUCUAGAGACCACCUUCACCAGGAAAGUUGGUGCUUUUGUCAACAAAGCCACCACUCAGGGGGAAAUGCAUUCUGAUGUGCUGUGUAUGUGUGGAACUCAGGUGACAACAACCAGCCUGGAUCUUCCUUUUGCUGCAUUCACUCCAAGAGCCAAUGACCUGGAGGUGAACGACCCGAUGGUGCACCCUCCUCCAUCCCCAGCUCCUUCGUCUCCCUUGCAAGGCAGCCUGCACUCAAACAGCUCGAGCCACAGUGGGGGGCAGCCACAAGACGACUUUGUCAUGGUUGACUUUAAACCAGCAUUCUCCAAGGAUGACCUUUUGCCAAUGGAUCUGGGAACUUUCUAUAGAGAGUUUCAAAACCCUCCUCAGCUUGCAAGCCUGUCCAUCGAUGUCAGCGCUCAGUCUAUGGCUGAGGAUUUGGAUUCUCUUCCAGAGAAACUGGCCAUUUAUGAGAAGAACAUUGAUGAGUUUGAUGCAUUUGUGGACACGCUACAAUAGAACAGAACAGAGAUUGCUUCCUUCACAACUUCUUUACUCUUCUUGCUUCCUUCACUGAAGCAUCCCUCAUUGGAUGUCUUCAUUAACCCUGUUUUGUGUCAGUUUUUCCUUGUGCAAUGAGCUAUGAAGAGAAUCAUCAUUCAAGAAAAAAGUGAACUGAGGUAUAAGGAGAACAGCAUCUGUUAAUGGAACUGAGCAACAUAAAAUUUCCAACCCUUGUAUUUAUUAAAAUAGCAGAACUGUGUAAGUAAAGCUCACUGUAAUGAAUGUAUAAACCUGUACCAGCCUUUAUUUUUGUUUUGCUCAUCACAUGUAGUUCACUGACUAGUCACUGAAGCAGAUUUCUGUCAUUGUACUGCUGACACCAUACAAAUUCUCUACAACUUUAAUGUGAGGGGAAAACUUGAAUAAUCUGAGAGCAUGUCCAGGCUUAAACAUGAACGACACUACAGUGAAUAUCGACAACAGUGAAUUGUGAGUCUGUGUCUGCUUACCUGGUUCUUGUAAAUGCAUUUUACCAUAACUUUUCAUACUUCUAAUUUUUUAUUUUUAAAUUAGGGACAGUUUAUCAUUACUACUCAUCAGGUCUUUAAAUGGUGAUGAAUGCUUUUUUCCCUUUUCUUUUCUUUUAAAGCUUAUGUUUGGCAAGUCAUUAGGAGCUGGACCUUCUUUUAUUAUUUUAAGUGUCUUCUUUCUCUCCUCACUUUGUUAAUAUGGCAUGUAAAUGUUGGGUAAUAAACUGAUUUAUU
Messenger RNA from Sinocyclocheilus anshuiensis, 2588 nucleotides. RefSeq names its product autophagy-related protein 13-like. Gene Ontology annotation, cellular component: Atg1/ULK1 kinase complex; cytosol; phagophore assembly site. Lineage: Eukaryota; Metazoa; Chordata; Actinopteri; Cypriniformes; Cyprinidae. Bases 190 to 1839 code for a protein of 549 amino acids. Gene Ontology annotation, biological process: mitophagy; protein localization to phagophore assembly site; autophagosome assembly. The transcript has 18 exons. The record is from RefSeq and is a predicted model, not a curated record.